AUGAAUCUCAAUAUUCAGGCUCUUCACACGAGACUAACUGGCAUGUCGUCAAGGAUGGACAGUUGCGACAACCGAAUUGAUAAUUUGUGUUCCCGGGUGGAAGCCCUAGAGGCCCAGAACGUACAUUCUAAUGGGCAUAGCAGUAAUAGUACUGAGGCCUCUUUGUUAGAAACCAUAGCUCAGCUGAAAAAUGACUUAAAUGAUCGUGACCAGGAUAUGCUACACAACGACAUUGAAAUUUCUAGUGUUCCUGAACAAAUGGGAGAAAAUACUAUUCACAUCGUGACUACCUUGGGGCAGAAACUCGGCGUCACGCUGUCUGAACACGACAUCGUCGACGCAACUCGCGUGGGUCGUGCACCGCAGUUAGAAGAGGGCGUCCAGGGUCCGCCGACCCGCCCACGGCUGCUGGUGGUGCGGCUGGCGCGUCGCGCCGUGCGCGACCGGCUGCUGCAGGCGGCGAGGGUGCGCCGCGGGGCGACCACGGAGGGCACCGGACUCCCGGGGCCCAGCUGCCGCUUCUACAUCAACGAGCGGCUGACCCCCUUCAAUCGACGGCUAUUUCAAAGGGCACGGCAGCUGAAGGAGCACCACGGCUGGCGAUAUGUGUGGACGCGGGAUGGUAGGAUCUAUCUGCGCCAACGGCCGGGUACAGAUUCUCCGAGACAUCGCAUAAGGACUGAACUAGACUUGGCUCGUGUUUUUGGCUCUCUUGAUGUUCGUUCUUAG
Messenger RNA from Cydia fagiglandana, 729 nucleotides. RefSeq lists its product as uncharacterized. The record is from RefSeq and is a predicted model, not a curated record. The transcript has a single exon. Lineage: Eukaryota; Metazoa; Arthropoda; Insecta; Lepidoptera; Tortricidae. The coding region runs from base 1 to 729 and encodes 242 amino acids.